AUGCAAAACGAAUUAUAUUUCAAUAUCAAUGAUCCCUCAACAUAACUAGAUCAACCCCUAGAUCUUUAAUAUCAUAAUUAUUAAGAGGAACAGUUGAGCAAUCAUAAUACUUCCACAUAAAUUUAUUAUUUCCCAUUAACUGAAGAGCCAGGAACCAGGUAUCUAAAGAAACAGCAUCUUAUACACUCUAACUUGAUCAAUUCUGAAGUUCCUCCUAAAUAAUUGCCUCAAGCUUCUAAAGAAUAAGGUAAACAUAAAGAAGAUGAUUGCAGUGAGCGAUGUGAUUCAUCACUAUAUUUUUAAGAAUAUUAACUAAUUCAAAUUUAACACCCCGAUUCUGAAAUUACUCCAAUAGGAUUUAAGAAUCUACCUAAAACUUUUUUGUCUAAGCAAAAGAGGAGAGUAAAUCAAAAAUCUGAAGCCAUAUACAAGCAAAUAAUCUUUACUUAAAUCAUUAUUUAUUGGAUAGUUGAAAUCUAUGUUGCAUAAUUGGGUUCUAAAUAUUUAAAACAAUUUGGCAAGAUGACUUAAAAUUGCUGUGCUUUCAUCCAUUAGAACAUUCAAUUACUUAUUGGAGUAAUAUUUGGUGAUAAUAAAUUAAUCGAACAAGAGAAAAAAAAUAACUUAGCAAUUUUCCAUCCUCUCAGUAAUAAAAUACUUUAAUAUUUAUAUUCUAAAAAAGCAGAUGAAUUCAUUAUGGAAGUAAAGUUGUAAGAAUUUAGACGAUUUAUUUAACACCUCAAAGAAUAACAGUACAUAAAAGACCAUGGCUAUUUAAUAAAGAUAGAAAUAAUAAUAAAAUAAAAAAAAGAUGAAUGA
Molecule: messenger RNA, 819 nt
Organism: Paramecium tetraurelia
Lineage: Eukaryota; Ciliophora; Oligohymenophorea; Peniculida; Parameciidae
Exons: 1
Source: RefSeq, a predicted model, not a curated record